AUGGAGGGGGCCAGGCCCCCAUCUCCAGGAGGUGAGCUGGAGCUCUCGGUGAUCCAGGGGCAGCCAGACGAGCAGGCGCCUCUCAAUGGAGCCGUCCAGGGCAUCUUUGCUCUAGAGGAGGAGCCCUGCCCAGUUCAGGCUGACAAGGAAAGCCCUUGGAACUCCUGUAAUAAGAACUUGGUUGGAAAGUGCAAACUGUGGAUGGUCCUCGCCUCUGUUUUCCUAGGUCUCGUUAUAGUCAUCAUCAUAAGCUUAUGUCUGACUGGAGUAACCUAUGUCGAUGAGGAUGAAAAUGAAAUACUUGAAUUGUCGUCUAAUAAAACAUUCUUGGUCAUGCUAAAGAUUCCAGAGGAUUGUGUAACUGAAGAGAAAUUGCCUGACCUGCUCACGAAAAGGCUCACAGAUGUGUACAGUUCAUCACCAGCUCUGAGCCGUUACUUUACUUCAGUUGAAAUCAUAGACUUCAGUGGUGAAAACGCCACAAUAACCUACCACUUGCACUUUGGGUUUCCGUCGAAAGACCACAACUUUAUGAAGUACGUGAUGAGUGAGGAGUUGGUGCUGGGCGUUUUGCAGCAGGAUUUCCAUGAUCAGAACGUGUCCGGUUGUGAGACUCUGGGGCUUGAUCCAGCGUCCCUCCGGUUCUCUGAAUGAAGUGGUUGAGGUCGAUCUGUGUCUGAAAGCAGCACACCACUGAACUUUGGGAUGAGGAGAAUUCAUUCCGUUUUACAGAAGAGAUCCUGUGAAUUAACGUAGAAGGGCUCACAGUGACUACAGGGCUGGAGACGGCCCUUUUUCUCCUGAUUCUGCACAGAGUCUGGCACUACGUCCAGCAAAACAGCACCCAGGGCUGCCCCAGCUGGGUCCAGAUGGGGCGGGGUGACCAGGCGGCGG
Eubalaena glacialis (North Atlantic right whale) is the source of this 894-nucleotide messenger RNA. It is a transcript of the gene C6H3orf52, whose product is annotated as chromosome 6 C3orf52 homolog. The transcript has 6 exons. NCBI's taxonomy places the organism in Eukaryota, Metazoa, Chordata, Mammalia, Artiodactyla, Balaenidae. The coding region runs from base 1 to 654 and encodes 217 amino acids. The record is from RefSeq and is a predicted model, not a curated record.